GCUAAACUCUUCAGGACAACGGCCCUACAGGACCGAGUUUGGGCACCCCUUUUAUAAAUGAUGAAUUGAUAUCACUUAUAAAUAGCUAACAUUUUCAAAUUAAUUUUAUUGUGUAGUAGAGCACUAGCCUUUAUUGUCACGCACUCUAAAAUGUCUAGCUUUCAGUUUUCCAGUAUACCACUUUUAUUGGUAUAUUUUUGUUUAGUUUUAAUCUGACUUGUUUUGCCGUUCAUGUUGUGUAUUUUUAAAACGACGUUUGGAGUCGGUUUGUGUAUUAGUAGGCUAAUACUCGGUGUUUAUAGGAUUCAUUGUUGAGAAACCUUGCCAAACCGAGCUGCUGUAGGCUGCUUUCAGGAAACAGUGACGCACGCAGAGGCAGGGUCUUCAUAGUAUUGAACCUGAAAAGUUCUUGUCUGACAUCCAUCUGAAGUCAUUUCUUUUCGAAUUCUUUCGAGACAACAGAAUGAAAUUUUACCACAGAAUAACUUUGGCACUGGCGAUAAUAUGCCUUUUUGGGGACAGUGGACUGGGAGUCCCAGCCAAAGGCAGGGUGAAAUGCAACCCGGAUGAUAAGUACUCAAACUGUGUACAAGAAAUGAGCCCCUUGGUGCCCCUAUCAGGGCAACGCUCUCAACUUUCACCUUCUGCUGCAAAACACAUAUUCCCAGUUAGCAAAGAGGAAGCCACUCCUGAGAUGGAGGAGCAGUCAGGAGAGGGUUCAGGUAACUCCGACGCCUUCCCUCCUUUUAUCGGCAUGGAUCAGAAGUUGACGAGAGACGCAAGAAGUCUCAAGGAAGAAGUCAACAAGAAUGAAGAAGAAGGGUCGACUGAGUCCAGUGGAGACAUUGAUUACUCUGAAUAUGUAAUACCUCAGAAACUAGAUUUGCUUUCUAAAGAGGAUUUGAAAGAGGAAAACAUUAUUGCAUAAAAAGGGCUACAUUAGAUUUCAUGUGCUUUUUUUUAUUAUUAUUAUUUCUACAAUGUGAACCUUACAGGAUGCUGCUUUUUUGGUCACAGAUAUAAUUGAUUUAUUCUUAAACUGUGACAUGCUCUGCAAAAGUCUAUUGUAUUCCAGUUUGCAUUUGUAAGGAUCUAUUUUUGUUUGCUCUUCAACUUUGAAACCUUUAUUAUUAUUAUUAUUUUAUUUACUCUUAAUGUCCGCAGCUAUGAUCUGUAUUAAAACAAUAAUUUAAAUUCUAAAUUCAGCAGGGGCAUCUUAAAUAAAGUGUUUGGAUAGCAAGAAGUAUAUUUUGUACAAAUAUUUUUUUGCCAUUUUUUUUUUAUUUGUAAUAUAUUCUGAACUUUCAAAAAAACAACAACUGUUGAACUAUAAA
Carassius gibelio (silver crucian carp) is the source of this 1334-nucleotide messenger RNA. RefSeq names its product serglycin-like. Bases 464 to 928 code for a protein of 154 amino acids. The record is from RefSeq and is a predicted model, not a curated record. Lineage: Eukaryota; Metazoa; Chordata; Actinopteri; Cypriniformes; Cyprinidae. The transcript has 3 exons.